Messenger RNA from Manis javanica (Malayan pangolin), 2730 nucleotides. The record is from RefSeq and is a predicted model, not a curated record. Lineage: Eukaryota; Metazoa; Chordata; Mammalia; Pholidota; Manidae.
GGCAGCCAGCCUUCAACCAACCUGGAUGGCCAAGUUCUCCACCACUUGGUCCAGGAGGAGCACCUGGGGCCCACGGUGGCAGAGCUGGAAGAACCAUGGCAGAUGCAGCUGGCUCCAGAGACAGGAAGAGCAGGCUCUGUGUCUACAGCAAAUUGAGGUGUUCCUUACACCUAUGCUGGAGCUACAGCUGGUGUCACCUGCUUCAGUCCCUGAAGAGCCAGAGGAUGUCCCAAGAGUGGCAUCAGCCCUGGUGCCAGGCCCCGAACUGGAGCCCCCUGGGCCCUUGGACCCACGGCCUGUAACAUCUGCAGGAAUGGCACUGCACCUGGCAGAGCCACAGCCAGGCCCUAAUACCACCAGGCCCCAUGCCACAAGCACCUGGGACAUCCCAGGAGUGGUCUCAGGCCCUGAGCUGGAGCCCCCUGGGCCCUCAGGCCCGGGGCCCGUGAAACCUUCAAGAAUGACAUUGUGUCUGGCAGAGCCACAGCAAGACCCAGAUCCUACCAGGCCCUGUGCCACAAGCAUCUGGGAUAUCCCAGGAGUGGUCUCAGCCCCAGUGCCAGGCCCCAAGCUGGAGCCCCAUGAGCCCUCAGGCCCAGGGCCUGUGACACCUGCAGGAAUGGCACCAGGCCUGGCAGAGCCAGAGCCCACCAGCCCCUCUGCCAUUAGCACCCAGGACGUGCCAAGGGAGGAGAAACCGACCAUCCUGGCAUUCCCCCCACGCCUGGUGGCUGAGCAGCUGACCCUGAUGUAUACGGCGCUGUUCACCAGACUGACAUAUUCUGAUUGCAAGGCCUACUUCUUGAACCAGCCACAUAUGAGAGGCAUUGAGCACCUGGCCCCCACCAUCCACAAGGAGUGUCUGGCCCUCAAAAAUUUUGCGUCCCUCCAUGCUAUUCUCUUGGCCCUGAAAAGCCGUACCGUACAUCAUCUGGAAAGCACCUGGGGACAUGUUUCCUGGAAGAGAUUCAGGAUGUACAAAAAGCUCAAAAGGAGGGACAAGUGCAUAAACAGGAAGUGGCUCCUCAAGGAGGCGGACUCCAUGGUGCAGCAACAGCUGUGGGACGCCUGGGGAACCGAGGAUAGGAGGAAGCAGGGCAGGGUCCCCUUCCUUGGAAUGUUUCUUGAUGACCUGCUCCUAGACAAACUCCCAGAGCAUAAUGAGGAUGCUGACAGAAUGAAAGAAAGAAAGGUCAAUGGCUGCAGCAUCCUACCAGGAAAGAUCACUGCCGUCCUACGUGAAAUCGUAAUGCACAGGACCUUGGCCUUCGACUAUAACCUGGAGCCUAAGGAGCACUUCAUGUCCUUUCUCCAGGCUGUGGAGCCCCUGGAUGAGGAGGAGAGCUACACCGUCCUGCCAGCUGGAGCCCCCAGGCCAGAGGGCCAGCAGAAAGGGACUGUUAUGGUUCUUCAUGUGCCUCAAUGUUUAAAUUUACUGGCCAGGGCCAGGGCUCUCAGGAUGUGUUCACCCUCCCAGAGAGGGCUGGCUUGGAGGGGAGUUCCAGGAUCAGCACAAACACCUCCAUGUGGGGCUCCAGGCUGGAGACAUUCUCCAGGACUUAUGCUGCAGGUGGAGCCCCAGACUGGGACUGGGGAAGCAGAUGUGGGCCCUCCUGACAGCCUCAGGUGAACGGUGACAGGGUAAAAUUGGGACACCCAGGCCACCCUCUUUCCCUUCACCCUGCCUACAGCACCCUCAGAGCCAUCUGCAUAGUACAGUGUCCCAGGGAUGACCUCAGGCUCCCCAGCCAAAUAAGGAGGUAGGUUUGGGCAGAAGGAGGGCAGACGGGCCUCUGCAGGGCAGUGGUGCAGGUCAGACCUGUCUUCCUGCAGGGCCUACCAGCCUCAAUCUGAGACAGAUAAACUUCUGGGCCCAGAAACAAAGCAGCAGCCCUGGGCCUGCCGGGUUGUCACUGAGGCCUAGCGGUCCAUCCUGCCCUGGGUGUGUGCAGGUGCCCCAAGCACACCAGGCCCUGGACUGAUGCUGGGACAGCAGGCUCACAUGGCUGCCUGGCCACCCUGACUGUGGGCUGCAGCACAUCUGCCCCAAUCGACUUGUGCUGGGGAGGUGGCAGGGACCUCUGGCACCUGGAGCACUGCUCUGGGCCCAAGCACAGGGCCUCUGGGGACUGCUUGUCAUCGGGCUCCUCAGAGAAGCCAUGCGGUUGAGGCUACUGGCAGCAUCGAUGCCCCCAACUGCUGCCCCAGGGGCAAGAUCAGAAGUGGGCAUCCCAUCCUCCACUCCAAUGCAGAGAUCCUCUGGGUGCCAAGUGUGUGGACACAGCCCCAGCCCCUCCCUUCAGGGGAGGCCUGUUGGCCAGAGUAGCAGCUGGCCCCAAGAGGAGGGGAGGCCCUGGCCCUGCAUCUGUCCCCUUUCCAACACAGAAAUUGUGGGGCAUGGAGCCUCACCCCAACUGGUCUGGUCCUGCCCACCAGUGCAUAAGGGGCUCCUGGAAGUAGGCACAUGUGGCUCGCCAGGAGGGUACUGGGCCUUGGAAGGGAAUCCAGAGUGCACAGUGACUUGGAGGGCCAGAUGCUCGGCCUCCACCUGUCCAGGUGUGCUCAGGCACUGGUGAAAAGUGACCGCCCUCCAUCCUCAGCUAGCCCAGGUUCAGCUCUAGUAAGUUGUAUGUGGCUAUUCCCCAUGAAUCUUCCCAUGUGCAGACCCAGAAAAGAUGGGGCCUUUGGGCUUAGGCUGUCAGUAAACAAGUGGAGGCAGUGGGCUCACCA